This is a messenger RNA of Guyanagaster necrorhizus, 1191 nucleotides long. RefSeq lists its product as uncharacterized. Bases 1 to 1191 code for a protein of 396 amino acids. The transcript has 2 exons. NCBI's taxonomy places the organism in Eukaryota, Fungi, Basidiomycota, Agaricomycetes, Agaricales, Physalacriaceae. Gene Ontology annotation, biological process: mannosyl-inositol phosphorylceramide biosynthetic process. The record is from RefSeq and is a predicted model, not a curated record. Gene Ontology annotation, molecular function: mannosyltransferase activity.
AUGGCUCGGCGGUCCGUGUUAUGCGUUCUUCUGUCGCUCCUUGGUCUUUUCCUCGUCGGAACUGUUGUCGUUCUUUCUUCCAUUUCUUCUUACCUUACUAUCGAUCCCGACGCAUAUCUGUCCGAGCACAAAGUACCCACACUUCGCAGCCAUGACCGCUGGAACGCCACAGAACAUGGCUGGGUAGAACGGGUACCAAGAGUACUUCAUCAGACGGCCAAGACGGAUAUUCUCUCAGAGAAAUGGAGAUCGGUGUCGCUGCAAUGUCAGAAUAUAAUGCCAGACUAUGAAUACAUGCUCUGGACAGACGAAUCCUCUCGAAAAUUUAUUAUCGAAUACUAUCCUUGGUUUCUACGAACGUAUGAUGGAUAUCGUUUUCCGAUACAGCGUGCAGAUGCAAUCCGGUAUUUCGUCUUGUAUCACUACGGAGGUGUGUACUACGACGUCGACAUUGGCUGUAGGCGUCCACUAGACCCACUCCUCGCAUACCCCGUCAUUCUCCCAAAAACAAUCCCAGUUGGUGUUUCCAACGACCUCAUGUUCUCAACAAAAGGUCACCCAUUCUUCGCCCAACUUAUCCACAACCUUGCCACCUUUGAUCAUUCUUGGUUCCUCAACUACCCUACGGUCAUGUUCUCUACCGGACCUAUGUUUCUUUCCAUACAGUACACCAUCUGGACUUCUUCCCACGCUGCUGCUCUCAGUGACCCCAUCCGUAUCCUACCAAAGUCUCUCUAUGGCAAAAAUGCCAAGGACGGUGAAGCGCCCCAUUCAUUUUUCACACAUUUCUAUGGCAGCAGCUGGCAUGCCGACGACGCCGUAUUCAUUGGUUUCCUUGGCCAUUGGGGCAACAAGUUGAUGUUAGCGGGUGUUCUCUUCCUCAUAGCUGGGUUAGGGUUCAUGGUAUUGCCUACUAGACAGCGCAGGCAAGUUAUGCGCUUGUUGGGUAGACUGUUUCCCCGUUGGGUGUCCGACUCUUCAUUAGGCGACAGAGCGAACGAUCGUCUUAGACGUCAACGCCGCGUCCUCUUUUUCCUUCCAGUGUCGAUUCACCCGCACGAUGUUGAAUUAAGUCCUUCAUUAGAGGAGAUGCGUUUGGAGAAACGCUGGCACGUCCAGGAGCUAGGGCCUGGGCUUGAAGAAUCUGGGCGCCAAAGAUCGUCGAGUUUGUCUCAUCCUCGCGAUGUCUAA